AUGGAUGCUACUCAGGAUAACAGCAAGAAGGGCGCCGAUCCCAAGUCCGCCCCCGGCACCGUCACCGCCGCUCCUCAGCGUACCCCCAUUCCGGCCGUCCAGCCCGCCAACACCAACAUGACUACCGUUGCAAACAUCACCACCACCGAGCGAGCUCCCCUCAAUGCCUACGACGGCGUAGGCAUCACGUGCUGCGGUGUCGAAGUCUGCGCUUCUUCCUCACCUUCCACAGAUUGGGGUUGGUUCGUCUUCGUCGUCGUUUUCUUCGCCCUGGUCUUCGCCUUUGUCUGCGCGAUCCUCUGGAUUGUCAAUGGUCGUGGCGACUCGGGCGCUGGCGUUGGUGCUCCUGGUUCUGUCUAG
Phaeoacremonium minimum UCRPA7 is the source of this 360-nucleotide messenger RNA. RefSeq lists its product as hypothetical. The record is from RefSeq and is a predicted model, not a curated record. The transcript has a single exon. Bases 1 to 360 code for a protein of 119 amino acids. NCBI's taxonomy places the organism in Eukaryota, Fungi, Ascomycota, Sordariomycetes, Togniniales, Togniniaceae.